Mus musculus (house mouse) is the source of this 686-nucleotide messenger RNA. It is a transcript of the gene Acot13, whose product is annotated as acyl-CoA thioesterase 13. Lineage: Eukaryota; Metazoa; Chordata; Mammalia; Rodentia; Muridae. Gene Ontology annotation, biological process: protein homotetramerization. The transcript has 3 exons. Gene Ontology annotation, molecular function: short-chain fatty acyl-CoA hydrolase activity; medium-chain fatty acyl-CoA hydrolase activity; long-chain fatty acyl-CoA hydrolase activity. The coding region runs from base 184 to 606 and encodes 140 amino acids. Gene Ontology annotation, cellular component: cytosol; mitochondrion; cytoplasm. The record is from RefSeq and is marked provisional.
AAAGAGUGAAGGUAACCCGUGAUCAUCUAGGACCAGGGCGACCGGGGCGCGCGAUCCUUUCUCCCGAGCACGACGCGACAGCGGCCGGGCUUGCAGACUUGACCUUCCACACCCUUGUCCUCUCACAAACGUCUCUUCCAGAGUUCAUUCUCGCAGAGCCCAGACUCUUGCUUUGCGUCCACGAUGAGCAGCAUGACCCAGAACCUACGAGAAGUAAUGAAGGUUAUGUUCAAAGUUCCCGGUUUUGAUAGAGUUUUGGAAAAGGUGACGCUUGUCUCGGCUGCUCCUGAGAAACUAAUCUGUGAGAUGAAGGUGGAAGAGCAGCAUACUAAUAAACUGGGCACGCUCCAUGGAGGCUUGACAGCAACCUUAGUGGACAGCAUCUCGACCAUGGCUCUAAUGUGCACAGAAAGAGGAGCACCCGGAGUCAGUGUGGACAUGAACAUAACGUACAUGUCACCUGCUAAGAUAGGAGAAGAAAUAGUGAUCACAGCACACAUUCUGAAGCAAGGAAAGACACUUGCAUUUGCCUCAGUGGAUCUGACCAACAAGACCACAGGAAAAUUAAUAGCACAAGGCAGACACACAAAACACCUGGGGAACUGAGAACAGCGGGAAGACCCGAAGAAGCCCAACAAUGCCAAGUAUGGUUUGUGAACAACUUUCUGAAAUAAAUUAUCAAAACC